Hemiscyllium ocellatum (epaulette shark) is the source of this 1284-nucleotide messenger RNA. RefSeq names its product aldolase C, fructose-bisphosphate, b (gene aldocb). The transcript has 9 exons. NCBI's taxonomy places the organism in Eukaryota, Metazoa, Chordata, Chondrichthyes, Orectolobiformes, Hemiscylliidae. Gene Ontology annotation, molecular function: fructose-bisphosphate aldolase activity. Bases 135 to 1229 code for a protein of 364 amino acids. Gene Ontology annotation, cellular component: cytosol. Gene Ontology annotation, biological process: glycolytic process; fructose 1,6-bisphosphate metabolic process. The record is from RefSeq and is a predicted model, not a curated record.
CUUUAUGAAGCCAGGGGCGGAGCGUGGAAAACCGCAUUCAGGGCUAAUCCGGCCGGGCACACGGAGCAGAACCGGAGUUGGAGUGAGAGAAGACCGCAGCUGUGUUGUUUUGGUCGUACAUAUUCGAUUAGAAGAUGACGUACCAAUUUCCCGCACUCACCCCUGCCCAGAAGAAGGAGCUGUCUGAAAUAGCUUUGAAGAUCACCUGCCCUGGUAAGGGUAUCCUAGCUGCUGAUGAGUCCGUGGGGAGCAUGGCCAAGCGACUGAACCAGAUUGGUGUAGAGAACACUGAGGAAAACCGACGUAUCUACCGGCAGAUCUUGUUGACUGCUGAUGAUCGUAUCAAAGAUUUUAUUGGAGGUGUCAUCUUCUUUCAUGAAACUUUGUACCAGAGCACUGAUGAUGGGACACCCUUUGUAAAUGUGAUCAAAGACAAGGACAUUGUUGUAGGAAUCAAGGUUGAUAAAGGUGUUGUACCCUUGGCAGGAACCAAUGGAGAAACUACAACUCAAGGUCUGGAUGGAUUGUCGGAGCGUUGUGCUCAGUAUAAGAAGGAUGGAGCGGACUUUGCAAAGUGGCGUUGUGUUUUGAAGAUCACUGACACAACCCCAUCCUCCCUUGCUAUUGCUGAAAAUGCCAAUGUCCUGGCACGUUAUGCCAGUAUCUGCCAGCAGAAUGGCAUUGUUCCCAUUGUGGAGCCAGAGAUCCUUCCUGAUGGUGAUCAUGAUCUGAAGCGAUGUCAGUAUGUCACAGAAAAGGUGUUGGGUGCAGUUUAUAAGGCCUUAAGUGAUCACCACAUAUAUCUUGAGGGAACCCUACUGAAGCCCAACAUGGUGACAGCAGGAUAUGCCUGUCCCACCAAGUACAGCCCUGAGGAGGUUGCCAUCGCCACAGUCACUGCACUGCGGCGCACUGUACCACCUGCUGUCCCAGGAGUCACCUUUUUGUCUGGAGGGCAGAGUGAAGAGGAAGCCACCAUCCAUCUUAAUGCUAUCAACAAAUGUCCAUUGCCAAAACCAUGGGCACUGACCUUCUCUUUUGGCCGAGCUCUACAAGCCUCCGCAUUGAAUGCCUGGCGUGGGGAGCAGGAUAACCUGCAGGCAGCUCAGGAUGAGUUCAUGAAGCGUGCGGAGGUUAACAGUUUGGCUUCACUCGGGCAGUAUGAGGCCAGUGGCGAGAGUGACGGUGCAGCUAGCCAAUCUCUCUACAUAGAAAAUCAUGCUUACUGAAAGGAAUCCACAGGAAAAUCCAAAUAAAAAGGAAUGAAAAAGUUUUAAAUUCUCA